This is a messenger RNA of Vitrella brassicaformis, 462 nucleotides long. Lineage: Eukaryota; Vitrellaceae. The record is from the annotation of a GenBank genome assembly.
AUGCACCAGGUGAUGCACGCGGCGGCCGCCAAGGUCGCCGCUCCUAAGGCAGCCAGUGGCAGCACUCAGGUAUGCAAUGAGGCGAAUAGCAGACACACGCCUUGGCUUGUGUUGUUGUGUCGUGUUGUGUCGUGUCGUGUCGUGUCGUAUGGUGCAGUUGCUCAUCAACAGUGUUCCACCCGGUGCACCUCUACCACAUGCCAACUCACAGAAGCCAUGCCCAUACAUCAACUCUCAAGUACGCAUGACGGCAAUGGCAUCACCCACCAACACACACACGAAGCCAUUUCUGUGUGUGUGUGUGUGUGCUGAUGUGUGUGUCAGGCCGAUAUACGACGUCACGAGCCAACUGCUGCCAACACGUGCCUUCGCAUCACGUCGCUGCUCAGGAUGGCGCCGACGAGAGACCCGCCCAUCGAAGAAGAUAGCCUGCGUGGAUGUUUGGUUGGCCCGUGUACGUGA